AAGAACAAGAAUCGUUAAUUGAUAAACUAAUAACAGAUAAAGAAUUAAAAGAACGUUGUAAAAAAUAUGGUUUGUGUAUAAAUUGUAAACAGCCUUAUUUUACUGGUUAUAAUUGGUGUCAGUUAUGUAUUUCUAACAAUUUCCAACAAAAUUUCAAAAAUUGGACAAGCGGAAAUCAUGACGUUGAUGAAUUUAUUCAAAAAGCACAAUUAAAAGCUAAAAACUUUGGUCAAAUAAUGGAGUGGAUUGAAUAUGAUAAAUUUGAAGAUGUUGAAUAUUUAGCAAAGGGGGGUUUUGGAACUACUUUUAAAGCAGUUUGGAAAGAUGGUCAUAUUUGGGGUUGGGAUUUUAAUAUUAACGUUAGUAAAUUGAGAAGAGAAAGUAAAACAAAAGUUGCUUUAAAAUGCUUACAUAACUCACAAGAUAUUACUGCAGAUUUUUUAAAAGAAGUUGAAUCAAAUAUUUUAGUAUACGAAUCAAAAUGUAAUUAUAUAGUACGCUGUUUUGGUAUUACCAAAGAUCCAAAAACAAAUAAUUUUAUGAUGGUAAUGGAUUUAAAAAAUGGUAACUUAAGACAACAUUUAAAUAACAACUUUAUUUCAAUGGAUUGGAAACGAAAGUUGUGGAUUUUACAAAGUAUUGCAAAUGGUCUUACAAAUAUUCAUAGUAAAGGAUUAAUUCAUCAUGAUUUUCAUUGUGGAAAUAUAUUAAGCAAUUUUGUUGAUAUUGCUUAUAUUACUGAUUUGGGAUUAUGUCAACCAGCAAAUGUCAAACCCUCUCAAAAUAGUAAUAAAAAAAUAUAUGGAGUAUUACCUUAUGUAGCUCCAGAAGUUUUAAGAGGAAACGAAUAUACUCAAAAAAGUGAUAUUUAUGGGUAUGGAAUCAUUGCAUAUGAAAUUUGUACAGGAUUCCCUCCUUAUUAUGAUAUAGCUCAUGAUGAAUUCUUAACAAUGAAAAUUUGUAAUGGGAUGAGGCCAAAAUCUAAUUAUAAAAUACCUCAAUUAAUUAUUGACAUUAUUAAUCAAUGUUGGGAUGCAGAUCCUUUAAAACGACCUAAUGCAGAUGAAUUAGAAAAUUUAUUUAUUAGUUUGUGGUCUAAUUACCAUGAAUUUCCUACAUCUUUAAUCAGGAAGCAAGCUGAAGUAGCAGAUGAAAUUAACAAAAAGUCAUCUUCAACAGUUCAGUCACCAUUAUCAUCUACAAGUACACUCACAUAUAUGAUACAUCCUCAAGCAGUUUACACAAGUAGACUUUUAAGUUUUAAAAAUCUUCCAGAACCAAAAAAUGCUAACAAUGAUGAUUUAGAAUAUUCAGGUAAUUUUAAUUUAAAAUAA
Molecule: messenger RNA, 1334 nt
Organism: Rhizophagus irregularis DAOM 181602=DAOM 197198
Lineage: Eukaryota; Fungi; Glomeromycota; Glomeromycetes; Glomerales; Glomeraceae
Source: RefSeq, a predicted model, not a curated record